Messenger RNA from Protopolystoma xenopodis, 828 nucleotides. Lineage: Eukaryota; Metazoa; Platyhelminthes; Monogenea; Polystomatidea; Polystomatidae. The record is from the annotation of a GenBank genome assembly.
AUGCAGAUUAUCGUAUCUCGCUGUGCAGUCCUUAGCGUAGUUCCCUCCAACUGUGGAGGCCCGAACUUUGUAUCUUCGACUGGACCCUCCUAUCCCUCAGCUUCGUCUCACUUCUUCCCCUUCAAUCAAGUGCAUAAUAUGCCUGGUGGCCUCGGUCAUCUUGUUGCAAUGGUUUCAAGUCCAGGGGGCGCUGGAAUUACCGGCUCAACUGCAGGGUUAGACGAUCCACCACGUGGCAUCACAUGUUCUAAUCUGGCCAGCUACGAGUACUUGACCUCGGCUGCCGCUGCAAUGACAAUGCCUCCCUUGCCCGAAUCCGAGCCACAGCGCCUUGAGUUAGCCGGUCGAGUACUCGAUUUUCAUUUCGAUGUUACGUCACCUGCUAACGCCCCUUUAUUGUUACCUGACCUUUGUCUGACACAGAGUGAUUUGGAUCAAGUUGCUGAGGCAACGAUGAUAGCGGCAAGCCCAGCUGGACAUUAUGCUGCUCAAGGGCAGAGUUACAAUCAUGAUAAGUCUUCAGGACUAAGUAGACCCGUUGUGAAAAGUGAUAAGCAGAAAACAUGUAUUACAGACUUCCAACUUGUUUAUGGAAUUCAAUCAUCUAAGGAAAGUGAUGCUUCAUCUAUCGCUGCCCUCUCGCAGAAUUUGUUCUCUUCACCAAGCUCUCAGGUCGUCACUGGAACACUCGGUUCUGAGGCUGUUACGGGAACUAGCUUGAUGGCAAAUCCAGGCCACCAGCUGUUACCAGCCACACAAGCUCUUCUUGGGGCGAACUGGCGUAAUCCAGGCUCUUGUCGGAAAUACACCCUAAUGCCCCUCGACUGA